Molecule: messenger RNA, 4949 nt
Organism: Sciurus carolinensis (gray squirrel)
Lineage: Eukaryota; Metazoa; Chordata; Mammalia; Rodentia; Sciuridae
Gene: Abcb11
Product: ATP binding cassette subfamily B member 11
Exons: 28
Coding region: 143-4114 (1323 amino acids)
Biological process (GO): transmembrane transport
Cellular component (GO): membrane
Molecular function (GO): ATP hydrolysis activity; ABC-type transporter activity; ATP binding
Source: RefSeq, a predicted model, not a curated record
UCUGUUCAGAGCUUUAUUAUGAUGAAAACUGAAGCGGGAAAGGAUUGCAAAGCUCUUUGACUGUCCACAGUGGAGUCCAUUGAUUCUUCUAGCUCCAUCAAGUUCACAUUCAUAGGAUUGUUGACUGCAGAUUGCAGCUACCAUGUCUGACUCAGUAAUUCUUCGCAGCGUGAAGAAAUUUGGAGAGGAGAAUCAUGUUUUUGAGUCAGAUGGGUCUUAUAACAAUGAUAAGAAAUCAAGGCUACAAGAUAAGAAAGGUGAAGGCGCCCAAGUUGGCUUUUUUCAACUGUUUCGAUUUUCUUCAUCAACUGACAUUUGGCUGAUGUUGGUGGGAAGUUUAUGUGCACUUCUUCAUGGAAUAGUCCAGCCAGGCAUAGUUUUCAUGUUUGGUGCAAUAAUUGAUGUUUUCAUUGACUAUCAAAUUGAAAUUGAAGAACUCAAGAUUCCAGGAAAAGCAUGUGUGAAUAACACCAUAGUAUGGCUCAACAGUUCCCUCAACCAGAAUGUGACAAAUGGAACACGUUGUGGGUUGCUGAACAUUGAAAGUGAAAUGAUUGUUUUUGCCAGUUUCUAUGCAGUGGUUGGUGUCACAGUCCUUCUCUUAGGAUAUAUUGAGGUGUGCUUUUGGGUGAUUGCUGGAGCCCAUCAGAUUCAGAAAAUGAGAAAAUUUUACUUUAGGAAAAUAAUGAGAAUGGAAAUGGGAUGGUUUGAUUGCCAUGAUGUGGGCGAGUUGAAUACAAGAUUCUCUGAUGAUAUUAAUAAAAUCAAUGAUGCCAUUGGGGAACAAAUGGCCAUAUUCAUUCAGCGCAUGACCUCAGCCCUCUGUGGGUUCCUGUUGGGAUUUUUAAGCGGUUGGAAACUGACCUUGGUUAUUAUUUCUGUCAGCCCUCUCAUUGGGAUUGGAGCAGCCAUCAUUGGUUUGAGUGUGGCCAAGUUUACAGACCUUGAGUUGAAGGCCUAUGCCAAAGCAGGGUCUGUGGCUGAUGAGGUCAUUUCCUCGGUGCGAACUGUGGCUGCUUUUGGUGGUGAGGAAAAAGAGAUUGAAAGGUAUGAGAAAAAUCUUGUGUUUGCCCAGCGCUGGGGAAUUAGAAAAGGGAUAGUGAUGGGAUUCUUCACUGGAUACAUGUGGUGUCUCAUCUUUCUUUGUUAUGCACUGGCUUUCUGGUAUGGCUCCAAACUUAUCCUGGAUGAAGAAGAAUACACACCAGGAACUCUUAUCCAGAUUUUCUUCUGUGUCCUAACAGGAGCUUUGAAUCUUGGCAAUGCGUCUUCUUGUUUGGAAGCCUUUGCUGCUGGGCGUGCAGCAGCUGCCAGCAUUUUUCAGACAAUAGACAGGAAACCCAUCAUUGACAGCAUGUCAGAAGACGGUUACAAGCUGGAUAGAGUCAAGGGUGAAAUUGAAUUCCAUAAUGUCACCUUUUACUAUCCCUCCAGACCAAAGGUGAAGAUUUUAAAUAACCUCAGCAUGGUCCUUAAGUCAGGGGAAAUGACAGCUCUCGUAGGAUCUAGUGGAAGUGGGAAAAGUACAGCACUACAGCUCAUUCAGAGAUUCUACGACCCCUCUGAAGGCAUGGUGACUCUGGAUGGCCAUGACAUUCGCUCUCUUAACACCCAGUGGCUGAGAAAUCAGAUUGGGAUAGUGGAACAAGAGCCAGUUCUGUUCUCCACCACUAUUGCAGAAAAUAUUCGCUAUGGCAGAAAAGAGGCGACAAUGGAAGACAUAGUCCAAGCUGCCAAGGAGGCCAAUGCCUACAACUUCAUCAUGAACCUGCCACAGAAAUUUGACACCCUUGUGGGAGAAGGAGGAAGCCAGAUGAGUGGUGGCCAGAAACAAAGGGUAGCCAUUGCCAGAGCCCUCAUCCGAAACCCCAAGAUCCUCCUUUUGGACAUGGCUACCUCAGCAUUGGACAAUGAGAGUGAAGCUAUCAUACAAGAAUCACUGAAUAAGAUUCAACACAGGCAAACAAUCAUUUCAGUGGCCCAUCGCUUAUCCACGAUCAGAGCUGCAGACAUCAUCAUUGGUUUUGAACAUGGCACAGCUGUGGAAAGAGGCACCCACGAAGAACUGUUGAAAAGGAAGGGUGUUUACUUCACGCUAAUGACUUUGCAAAGUCAGGGAAAUCAAGCCCUUCAUGAAAAGGAUGAGAAGGGAAAAGAUGGAACUGAAGGCAACACACUUGAGAAGACCUUUAGCAGAGGGAGCUACAGAGAUAGUUUAAGAGUUUCUCUCAGGCAACGUUCCAAGUCUCAGCUUUCUCAUCUGGUACAUGAAACUCCAUUAGCUGUUGUAAAUCAUAAAUCUGCUUAUGAAGAUGAAGACGAAAAGAACAAGAGCAUUUUUAUGGAAGAAGAAGUCCUGCCUGCCUCAGUUAGAAGAAUCAUGAAAUUCAAUGCUCCAGAAUGGCCCUAUAUGCUGGUAGGCGCCCUGAGUGCAGGUGUGAAUGGGGCACUCACACCCCUCUAUGCCCUUUUAUUCAGUCAGAUUGUUGGGACUUUUUCACUUCCUGAUAAAGAGGAACAAAAGUCAAGCAUUGCAACUGUGUGCCUACUUUUUGUAGGACUAGGCUGUGUAUCCCUUUGUACCCAAUUUCUGCAGGGAUACACCUUUGCUAAAUCUGGAGAGCUCCUCACGAAAAGGCUACGUAAAUUUGGUUUCAGGGCGAUGUUAGGGCAAGACAUCGGCUGGUUUGAUGAUCUCAGAAAUAGUCCUGGAACACUGGCAACAAGACUUGCUACAGAUGCUUCCCAAGUUCAAGGGGCUGCUGGCUCUCAAAUUGGGAUGAUGGUCAAUUCCUUCACCAAUGUCACUGUGGCCAUAAUCAUUGCCUUCUUCUGUAGCUGGAAGCUCAGCCUGGUCAUUUUGAGCUUCUUCCCCUUCUUGGCUUUAUCAGGAGUCCUACAAACCAGAAUGUUGAUGGUAUUUGCCUCUCAAGACAAGAAGGCUCUGGAGAAGGCAGGACAGAUUACCAGUGAAGCCCUCAAUAACAUUCGCACUGUUUCUGGAAUUGGCAUGGAGAAGCAUUUCACAGACGCAUUCGAAGCUGAGCUGGAGAAACCAGUCAAGACAGCCAUUAAAAAAGCGAAUAUCUAUGGAUUUUGCUAUGCCUUUUCCCAAAGCAUAACAUUUAUUGCAAAUUCUGCUUCCUACAGAUUUGGAGGUUACUUAAUCUCCAAUGAGGGACUCCAUUUCACCUUUGUGUUUAGGGUGAUUACUGCAAUUGUAUUGAGUGCAACAGCUCUUGGAAGAACAUUCUCCUAUACCCCAAGUUAUGCCAAAGCUAAAAUAUCAGCAGCACGCUUUUUUCAGCUACUGGACCGACAACCUCCAAUUAGUGUAUACAGUACUGCUGGUGAAAAAUGGGACAACUUCCAAGGAAAGAUAGACUUUGUCGACUGUAAAUUUACCUAUCCUUCUCGGCCUGAAACGCAAGUUCUGAAUGGCCUCUCAGUGUCAGUUAAUCCAGGGCAGACACUGGCAUUUGUUGGAACCAGUGGAUGUGGCAAAAGCACCAGUAUUCAGUUGUUGGAACGUUUCUAUGAUCCUGAUGAAGGGAAGGUGAUGAUAGAUGGGCAUGACAGCCGAAAAGUGAACAUCCAGUUCCUCCGCUCGCAUAUUGGCAUUGUUUCCCAGGAACCAGUGUUGUUUGACUGCAGUAUAAUGGACAAUAUCAAGUAUGGGGACAACACCAGAGAAAUUCCCAUGGAAAGAGUCAUAGCAGCUGCCAAGCAGGCUCAGCUACACGACUUUGUCAUGUCACUCCCAGAGAAAUAUGAAACUAAUGUUGGGACUCAGGGAUCUCAGCUCUCUAGAGGGGAGAAACAACGCAUUGCUAUUGCUCGGGCCAUCAUAAGAGAUCCUAAAAUUUUGCUCCUAGAUGAAGCCACUUCAGCCCUAGACACGGAAAGUGAAAAGACAGUUCAGGUUGCUCUGGACAAAGCCAGAGAGGGUCGGACCUGCAUUGUUAUUGCCCAUCGCUUGUCUACCAUCCAGAACUCGGAUAUCAUCGCUGUCAUGUCACAAGGAGUGGUGAUUGAAAAGGGGAUCCAUGAGGAACUGAUGGCCCAGAAGGGAGCCUACUACAAGCUUGUCACUACUGGAGCCCCCAUCAGUUGACCUGGCUCAAAAACUUAAUGCAUAGAGCUGGGAACAUGGCUACAUGGUAGAGCACUUGCCCAACAUGCACAAGGCCCUGGGUUCUAUUCCCAGCACCUGAGGGAAAGAAAAGAAAGAAAAAGAGGGAGAAAUGUUAAUAUCUUAUUCUUACAGACAUAACCAUGUGCUGGGAUCCAAGUUAAUUUCUAAUGACCUUCAAUAGUAAUUCAGUUUUAGAUAUCCAUAUAAAAACUAAAAUCAGUGUGAGUGAAAAUCCAAGGUCAAGCACCUAGUUAGCCACCACACAGUGCUUCUCUCUGCAGAAGCCAGUCACAAUCACUAUGUGGGAGUUAGUGAGAGGCUGUGGAAUGAAUGAGACUUUGAACUCCUCAAGGCAGGAGGACUGACUUUUGUCUUUUUGAACCCUUGGUGUACAUAAUGUCUCCUUUGUAAUAGGCACUUAAUAAAAUAUGUGUUGAGCUGGACUAAGAUCAAAUGUGAAAAGAGCAGAAAGGAUCAAAGACCAAUUGUAUUUCUCAACUAAGAUUUUCUUCCACACAAAGUAGAUGCAUUCAUCCCUAAGGCUGAGGAUAGGGAAAGGAGGGCUUUUGCACCCUGGAGGCUCUCAGGCUGAGGAUGUGGCAGGGGCAAGGAUUAGCAGAGGUUUACCAGUUUGUCCAUGGUGGUUGAGGCUGUGGACCCAGGGAGCAGUACAUAGGAAGUCACCAUUUACUAGACCAGACUGGGCCUGGGUGGCUGGGGGUGGAGGAGCUAUUCCGAGCCUUGUAUUUCUCAUUGCCCCCGCCCCAUAUUGGUUGCUUUCUUUAUUCUAUAAAUCCGAUUCAUGAAAUGAAAA